Messenger RNA from Syngnathus typhle (broad-nosed pipefish), 5026 nucleotides. It is a transcript of the gene grm5b, whose product is annotated as glutamate receptor, metabotropic 5b. Gene Ontology annotation, biological process: G protein-coupled glutamate receptor signaling pathway; regulation of synaptic transmission, glutamatergic; trans-synaptic signaling by endocannabinoid, modulating synaptic transmission. The transcript has 17 exons. Bases 181 to 3996 code for a protein of 1271 amino acids. Gene Ontology annotation, molecular function: adenylate cyclase inhibiting G protein-coupled glutamate receptor activity; G protein-coupled receptor activity involved in regulation of postsynaptic membrane potential. NCBI's taxonomy places the organism in Eukaryota, Metazoa, Chordata, Actinopteri, Syngnathiformes, Syngnathidae. The record is from RefSeq and is a predicted model, not a curated record. Gene Ontology annotation, cellular component: postsynaptic density membrane.
UGGACGCUAGCUCUCCCUCUGGACUUCCACCAUUUAUUAAAAGGCAGUCAAGACUUUCUGCUUAAUUUCUCUAGUCGCACUGCGGAUCCUUUCUCUGUUAUGGUGACCACCCCACGUUGAAAUCUGAAGACAGAAGAAAAAAACGAGUUGUUAUGGCCAGGAAAACUGUUUGCCGGACAAAUGGUAACCUGUGACAACAACUUUGAAUUUCACUUUGGGAUGAAUAAACAGAGCAAGAUGAUUGUGUGGCUACUCCUCGUCUUUGUUUGGGGGGCACUUGAGCAAACGGACUCGGCACAGUCUAGCGAACGGCGAGUUGUAGCCCACAUCCCUGGGGACAUCAUAAUUGGAGCGUUGUUCUCUGUGCAUCAUCAGCCUCCUGCAGACAAGGUUCAUGAACGUAAGUGCGGCGCAGUUCGAGAGCAGUACGGUAUCCAACGGGUGGAGGCCAUGAUGCACACGCUGGACCGCAUCAAUGCAGACCCUCUCAUCCUUCCCAACAUCACCCUCGGAUGUGAGAUCCGCGACUCCUGUUGGCACUCGGCCGUGGCUCUGGAGCAGAGCAUCGAAUUUAUACGGGAUUCGCUGGUAUCGUCUGACGAGGCGGAGGAGUGGGGGGGAGGAAGCCCUUGGGGAGGAGGCGGCGGGGGUGCAGCCAUGAAGUGCGCUGACCCCUCUGCCACUCCCAUGCGAGGGAAAAAACCCAUUGUGGGUUUAAUCGGGCCAGGAUCGAGCUCAGUAGCGAUCCAGGUCCAGAACCUUCUACAGCUGUUCAAUAUACCGCAAAUUGCCUACUCUGCCACUAGUAUGGAUCUUAGUGACAAGAGUCUUUACAAGUACUUCAUGCGGGUGGUGCCAUCAGAUGCCCAACAGGCAAGGGCGAUGGUGGACAUCGUCAAGAGAUACAACUGGAGCUAUGUGUCAGCCAUCAACACUGAAGGCAACUAUGGCGAAAGUGGGAUGGAAGCCUUCAAGGACAUGGCAGCAAAAGAGGGCAUUUGCAUCGCUCAUUCCGGCAAAAUCUGGAGCAAUGCCGGAGAGCAGAGCUUCGAUCGAUUGGUGGAAAAGCUGAAGGCUCACCUGCCCAAGGCCAGGGUGGUGGCUUGCUUCUGUGAAGGCAUGACCGUCCGCAAUAUCCUCAUGGCGAUGAGGCGCCAAGGACUGGUGGGAGAGUUUCUUCUCAUUGGCAGUGACGGAUGGGCAGACCGUUAUGACGUGACGGAUGGUUAUGUGAAGGAAGCCGCCGGUGGCAUAACCAUAAAGCUUCAAUCUGCUGACGUCAAGUGGUUUGAUGACUACUACCUUAAACUGCGGCCUGACAACAACCUCAGGAACCCGUGGUUCAUAGAAUUCUGGCAACAUCGCUUCCACUGUCGACUGAAAGGCCACCCACAGGAAAACAACAAGUACAAUCGCACCUGUAGCAAACGGGAAUCUCUUCGGCAGCAGUAUGCACAGGACACCAAGAUGGGCUUCGUCAUCAAUGCCAUUUAUUCAAUGGCAUUUGGCCUGCAUAACAUGCAACGGACACUGUGCCCAGGCUAUCAGGGCCUGUGUGAUGCCAUGAGGCCUAUUGAUGGCGCUACGUUGUUGGACUUCCUAAUGAAAACAAACUUUACUGGAGUAUCUGGGGAGGGAAUCCUUUUUGAUGAGAAUGGAGAUUCACCCGGCAGGUAUGAAAUCAUGAAUUUCAAGAAGAUGGGGAAGGACUACUAUGAUUACAUUAAUGUGGGCAGUUGGGACAACCGUGGCUUGAAAAUAGAUGAUGACGAAAUCUGGUCAAGCAAAGACGUUGUCAUCAAGUCAGUUUGUAGUGAACCCUGUGACAAAGGGCAGAUUAAGGUGAUCCGUAAAGGUGAAGUGAGCUGUUGUUGGACGUGUACCCCCUGUAAAGAAAACGAGUUUGUGUUUGAUGAGUAUACCUGCCGAGCUUGUGAGCUGGGCUCCUGGCCCACUCACGACCUCACAGGAUGUGAUCCAAUCCCAGUGGAAUACCUCCGAUGGGGAGACCCCGAACCCAUCGCUGCUAUGGUUUUUGCCUGCCUUGGGCUCAUGGCCACGUUCUUUGUCACUGCUGUCUUCAUUAGGUUCAGGGACACUCCUGUGGUGAAAUCCUCCAGCAGGGAGCUUUGCUAUAUAAUACUGGCGGGUAUCUGCCUGGGGUACUUGUGUACCUUCAGCCUCAUCGCCAAACCGCAUGUCAUCCAUUGCUACCUCCAACGCCUGGGAAUUGGCCUGUCACCCGCCAUGAGCUACUCUGCUCUGGUCACCAAGACCAACCGCAUUGCACGGAUCCUGGCAGGCAGCAAGAAGAAGAUUUGUACAAAGAAGCCUCGUUUCAUGUCUGCCUGUGCUCAGCUCAUCAUUGCCUUCCUGCUCAUACUCUUACAGCUAGGCAUCAUUGUAGCACUCUUCCUCAUGGAGCCACCUCAGGUGAUCCACGACUACCCCAGUAUCCGUCAAGUCAACCUCAUAUGCAACACCACUAACUUGGGUGUGGUUGCUCCUCUGGGAUACAAUGGCCUGCUCAUUCUCAGCUGUACCUUCUAUGCCUUCAAAACCCGCAACGUUCCGGCAAAUUUCAAUGAGGCGAAGUACAUUGCCUUCACCAUGUACACCACCUGCAUUAUAUGGCUGGCCUUUGUUCCCAUCUACUUUGGCUCCAAUUACAAAAUAAUCACCAUGUGCUUCAGUGUCAGCCUCAGCGCUACUGUGGCCCUUUGCUGCAUGUUUGUACCAAAGGUGUACAUCAUUCUCGCCAAACCAGAGCGAAACGUGCGCAGUGCCUUUACCACCAGUACGGUGGUGCGCAUGCAUGUCGGCGAUGGCAAAUCCUCUUCAGCUGCCAGCCGCUCCUCCAGUCUGGUUAACCUGUGGAAACGCAGAGGCUCCACUGCAGAGACUCUCAGCUCAAACGGCAAGUCAGUGUCUUGGGCCCAGACAGAGCGCAACAGUUCACACGGGAAUCACUUGUGGCAGCGUCUGUCCUUCCACAUCAAGAAGAAGGAGAACAAUCAAACUGCGGUCAUCAAGCCCUUCUCCAAGACAGCUGAGGAGCGAUACUGCGGUGGUGCCAACCUGCCUCCCCACAUGCCCCUGCCCUCCCUCCCCUCUAUCUCCUCCCUGCCCUCUCAAAGUGACACCGGCGCAGACAAGAACCUGUACGACCUCUCCGAAGCAGAGGAGAGGUACUCCCUAACGUAUCGGCCACAGACGCCCUCCCCAAUCAGCACGGUGAGCCAAAGACUCUGUGCCGGUUUGGAAGAGGAGUUUCAGCCGGCAAGCGGUGCCAAGUAUCCCAGCAGUACUUGCAGCCAGAGCAGCGGCAGCAGUUACGGCCGUGUCAGCAGUGGCUCGGGUGUGGCCGGGGGUGACAGUCGGCUGGUCAUCUUGGAGGGUCGCCCGGUGGCAUGCCAAAGCAACCUGAUGGAUCAGAUCAGCUGUGUGGUGAACCGCUUUACUGCCAACAUCAGCGAGCUCAACACUAUGAUGCUAUGGUCCUCGCCUACACACCCCAACGCACACAAACAAUCGCCAUCGCCGCCGCCGCACCCCACCGACCCUUAUCUUCUUCCUCGUGAGAUCCACACGCCUCCUAUGCUUACUGCAUACGCUGACAUCCAGCCCCACCCCCUCGCCGAGUCCAGCUUGGGCCACCGGGUCGGCUGUCCGGUUCACCCUGUCCCACUUCCACAUUCGCCUUACCCUCUCCCCCCUCCUCACCCCCAGUCCUCCCCGUCUCUUUCCCCCAUGCGAGGUGGCUUGGUCACCUGCCUCAUGGAUUCCCCACUAGGGAGGGUGGAAUUGGAGGAGGAGCUUAUUGCUUUGACUCCCCCGUCUCCCUUCCGCGACUCUUUGGCAUCAAGCGGUAGCUCGGUGUCUGAUAUAGAUUUGUGUCUCCCGCCGGUGCCCUCCCAUCCUCCCCCGUCGCCUCCUUCGCCCAGGUACGCCAGACUAAAUCUCAGAAACUACAGCCAGAGUUCCUCUUCACUGUGAGGCAGACAUGACGGCAAGAAAGAGGAGCAAUUAAGACAAGCGGAUGGAUCAAGUCAAAUCCAUCCCCACAAGGAUGUGAAAGCUUUGUGUUUACAUGUGUGCAGUGAGAUCAUAUUUUCAUAGUGAUGUUCCUUACAUCAGAAAGGGAAACAACCACAAGAGAAAAUCUGUGGUUUGAAAAUAUGGAUUAGGUUUAGAUUGUGGCCUUACGCUAACAUGGCUGUCAGCUAAUUAGAGAUAGCAACCGUGCACUCGUCGUGUGUGUAUGUACGGUACGCAUACCUCCAUGAGUGCAUUUCAUUUGUCUUAAAGAGAAAUGGGCAAAGGGAAAUACUUGUGGAGCAGCUCAAAGCUCCCAAAGGGCACAUAAACUGUACAGGUGAUCUGCUGUACAGCAGUCAAACACGCACCGUCAAGAACUACAACUGUAAAUAUUUCACAAGGUGUGGGUUGCGGAGGUCCAUGGCGUUAACAUGCAGCUGCUUUACAGAUAAACAACUUUUUUAUUACAUUAGCCGUUAAAACUGUUGUUUUGUUCCACUUGAUUCCUGAAGGGUUUGGCACCAAAACCUUAUGUAGGCCACCAGAAAGCAAGGAAGGCAAAUCGACAAAAUGUUAAAUGAAUAACAUCAAAUCUGGUUGCUAAUUGACUCAAAUCUGACCUCGCCGGAUAAUAGCAACGUUCCGCUUGAUGUGAGUCUUUUCUUUUCCAUCCAAUGUGACAGCAGGGUACCAAUCUAUCGCUCCUUCGUCAUAUUUGAGUGAACUCAUUAGAUUCACUUCCAUCUCUUGGGGAAAAAGUUCACAUCAUUCGCUUCUGUCAGUCUGUGGCGCAGGUGCACACUUGAAAUUAUUCCCUCAUGUUGGUGGCAGAGAAGCUUUGAUAAAUCCUUCAGCAGAAAGCACUUCAGGCCAAUUAUAUUUGAAAAGAAAUCCAAGCCUUGUCAGUUAAAAAUUUUGGUCAAUGCAAAAUUAUUUCGAGCAGAGUGUUAAAUGAAGCGCUUGCUAACACUAUUACACAGACAAGUAC